AUGAUGUUUUGCAAAUUACUGACACCUUACUCGGUGCUAUCGAUUUUGAAUGCCGGCGUGCUCAAGGCGGCGACAGCGGCGCCAUCGCCCGGCAUCCAAAUGACGGAAAAUGGAGACGAAAAUCAUCAUGAGCACGUCAAGCGUGGCGGAACAUGCGAUUUUCCAAACUACGAUGGGAUGGUCGCAGUGCAGAAAGGCGGCAGCAAUGCCGGGUGGGCCAUGAGUCCCGACCAAGAGUGUUCGCACGGGACAUGGUGCCCCUACGCGUGCCAACCGGGCCAACUAAUGGGACAGUGGGACCCAUCGGCCACCACAUACGCUUACCCGAAGUGCCAAAACGGCGGACUAUACUGCGAUUCCAACGGGAACCUGCAAAAGCCCAACAGCGGCAACGACUACUGCUAUGACGGGAAGGGGACCGUGGUGGCGAAGAACACCGCCGGCGGCGGAGACGUGGCGUUUUGCCAGACCGUGCUGCCCGGCAACGAAGCCAUGCUGAUCCCGACGCUGGUGGGGUCCGGCUCACAGCAGACGCUGGCCGUGCCCGGGACGGACUACUGGGCCUCCACCGCAUCGCACUACUACAUAAACGCGCCCGGCGUGAGCGUGGCGGACGGGUGCCAGUGGGGGAGCUCUUCCAGCCCGCAGGGCAACUGGGCUCCGUACGUGGCGGGCGCCAAUAUGGACGAUAACCAAAACACGUUCGUCAAGAUCGGGUGGAACCCGGUGUACCUGGAGUCGUCGUGCCCCUUCAAGGACGUGAAGCCGUCGUUCGGAAUCAAGAUUACGUGCGACGACGAGUCGCAGUGCGAGGGGCUGCCCUGCUCGAUUGACCCGAGCUCCAACGGCGUCAACGAGGUGUCGAGCUCUGGCGGCGGCUCCUCCGGGGCUGGCGGCGGUAACUUCUGUGUCGUGACGGCCAAGAACGGCGCCAAGGCCAACAUUGAAGUGUUCGACAGCGGCUCGUCGUCGUCCAAGAAGAAGAGAGAGGUGGGCGCGCCCAACGUCAGCACCACAACGGUCACCCAGAUCGAGUACAGAACCGUUACGGUUAUUGCCUAG
Saccharomyces eubayanus is the source of this 1062-nucleotide messenger RNA. RefSeq lists its product as uncharacterized. The transcript has a single exon. The record is from RefSeq and is a predicted model, not a curated record. Bases 1 to 1062 code for a protein of 353 amino acids. NCBI's taxonomy places the organism in Eukaryota, Fungi, Ascomycota, Saccharomycetes, Saccharomycetales, Saccharomycetaceae.